Messenger RNA from Penicillium daleae, 933 nucleotides. RefSeq names its product histidine phosphatase family protein. The coding region runs from base 1 to 933 and encodes 310 amino acids. Lineage: Eukaryota; Fungi; Ascomycota; Eurotiomycetes; Eurotiales; Aspergillaceae. Gene Ontology annotation, molecular function: fructose-2,6-bisphosphate 2-phosphatase activity. Gene Ontology annotation, cellular component: cytosol. Gene Ontology annotation, biological process: fructose 1,6-bisphosphate metabolic process; positive regulation of DNA repair; regulation of pentose-phosphate shunt. The record is from RefSeq and is a predicted model, not a curated record. The transcript has a single exon.
AUGUCGCACAAGCUUGGUGAGAAGCCUCCUCGGUAUCACCAUCAUCCUCGUCCACAUGCUGACCCAUACUCUAGGGCCGGGACGACUGACUCGGCAUUGACAAACCAUGGGAUGCUACAGAUAGAGUCUCUCGCUCAAUCAUUUGCAAGCAAGCCCAUAAAUUUUGACUCCGUGUUUGCAUCUGAUCUAAGCCGAGCACGCAUCACCGCGGAAGGCAUCUGUCGCCUGCAGCCUUCUAAGAAGGAUGGCGAGCUCGUGACUCCAAUUCUGACUUCAGAUCUACGAGAACGGGACUUUGGCUCAUGGGAGGCUGUUCGUUGGCAGUCAUCAUCUGCACAAUCUAUCGAUAUGAGUCCCUCGCCCACUCGUUUGGGUAGAACUGCGUCCAAGGAAGUCAUUGAGAAAGAAACUACAGUCUCGAUGCGCCAACGAUCGCUCUCGUUCCUCCAUACCCAUUUCCUGCCGCUUUUAUUCGAUGAUCCGACUUCCAGACGUAAAGUUGCCAUCGUUGCUCAUGGCAUCAUUCUUCGGGUACUCUGGAAUUGUCUCGUGGAACUCUUCCACCCCAUGAGUAUAUCACUGAUGUCUGGCAUCGCCGCCUGGGACGGUGGACCUGCCGCUCUUCUCUCCCCAAGUUGGUCCAACGCAGGCUUCAUGGAAUUGUCGAUCCGAAUGAAACAGUCGCCAUCGGUAUCACCGGCACAGCAACAACUCACCUCUCAUGAAUUGCGAGUAUCACGCAACUCAACUACAUUCAACGAAGUACCAUUACCUGGCAGUCCUGCUGAAGAUGUCCUUUUGCAGGGAUGGUCCAUGAAGAUCCUAGCUGUUGAUAACAAGGAGCAUCUCGCGGGCCUACGUCGCACGCGUGGUGGCAUUGGAAGCGCCUCGCAUGAUAGCCGACAGAAGAAGAUAGACCAGUUCUUCAAAUAG